AUGUACUGGGCUGCUGGCUUCGCCUCUUCCCGGCCGUGUGUGGUUGAGCUCGGGCGGAAUCACAGCCUGCCCCUCGGGCUGUGCGGCUCCGAGCAGCAACAGUCUUUGUAUGGCUAUAUCAUCGCCUUCCCUUUGCAGGACUACGGGGGCAUCAUGUCGGUUCUGGGCUCGGAUUCCUGGUGGAAGAAGACCCUGUACAUCACCGGGGGGGCCCUGCUGGCUGCUGCAGCCUACCUACUGCACGAGCUGCUCGCCAUCAGGAAGGAGCAGGAGCUGGACUCUAAAGACGCCAUCAUCCUUCAUCAGUUCUCCAGGCCAAAGAAUGGCGUGCCCAGCCUCUCACCCUUCUGCCUCAAAAUAGAGACGUACCUGCGCAUGGUGGACCUGCCCUACCAGAACUACUUUGAUGGGAAGCUGUCGCCGCAGGGGAAGAUGCCCUGGAUUGAGUACAACCACGAGCAGGCUUCAGGGUCAGAGUUCAUCGUAGACUUCCUGGAGGAGAAGCUGGGUGUCAACCUCAACAUUAACCUCACCCCGCAGGAGAAAGCCGUGUCCCGAGCCGUCACCAAAAUGGUCGAGGAACACCUGUACUGGACGAUAGCCUACUGUCAGUGGGUGGACAACCUGGAGGAAACUCAGAAGCUUCUGGCGAUGAGCGGCCCCCUGAGCGACACGCUGAAGUGGCUGCUGAGCCACCUGAACGGCAGCAUGGUGCGCAGGGAGAUGUACGGCCACGGCAUCGGACGCUUCUCGAAGGAGGAGGUCUACGCACUGAUGGAGAAGGACAUGAGGACGCUGGCCACACUGCUGGGAGAUAAGAAGUACUUCAUGGGUUCGAAGAUGUCGACAUUAGAUGCUACAGUGUUCGGGCAUCUCGCCCAGGCCAUGUGGACUCUGCCCGGGACACGACCGGAGCAACUCAUCAAAGGAGAGCUGAUCAACCUGGCCAUGUUCUGCGAGCGGAUGCGGAGGAGGUUCUGGCCCGAGUGGUUUGUGGAGGUGGAGGAUCUUUAUUACGAUGGAGACAGCGAGAGCAGCGGCGGCCGCGGCUCCCCAUCAGGCCUGCUGGACUUUGGCCUCUUCUCCAGGACUGACACUUUGGACGACAGCGACGGCAGCAGCCACUCAGCUGGACACACGCAAACACACUCCCCCGACUCCGACCACUCGCUCUUUGACUCGGAUGUGGGCACGGGAUCUGACAAUGACAUUCAGCUCAAGGAGGACAUAAUGCCCGACCUGGAGGUUUGACCUGAGAACGACGGGAGAUGAGAACUGUGUCAGUAAGCUUGAAAAAUCUGGCCGUCUGGACAAGUUGCCAGACGGCAGCUCUCACAGCUGAAGAAACUAUUUCAGCUCCUCAACCUCGAGAUGAAAAACCCUCCUGAUGGACAGACUGGGUAUGAAUAUGCAGAGCAUCCAAACUGAACCUCAUAACACACAUGCUACUGUCCGGUCUGCCCCCUCCUGUAACAUCAGAACUGUCCCAGUGGCAGUUUCUCUUUGCCUUAUUUGUCUCAUCCUAAGAUGCAGAAGCCGGUGCGAAAGGUUAACGCAAAGAAAACAUCUCAUCUCAUGAAAGCGGCAGAGGAGCGGCGCAGACGAGACAGGUGGCACUUCACUUGCUGUGAAACGACGCAACUAAUCACUACUUCUGCCAUGUGUCUUAACGCACAAACCCGUUGGAACAGGUGGAGAUUGAUCGUGUGGCUGAAAGACACAGCUGCCGUGUCUCGGCUGUUAACCAUCCGUGUGCUGGGGAGGAUACACAGAUGACACUGGGUGCUAGUCUAGAUUGAUCCUCGUGUCAUUUCCUUUACGUUACUGGAAGAACUGUAUCAAAACAUGAUGUAUGUCUCCACCAGAAGACCACAACCUGAGCUGCACCCAGAGGGGAGAGAGGAGUAGAUUUGUGCCUGUUUUAUCAUCCUUAUUUCUCUCCAUUUAGUGAUUAUUUGCUUGCACUUUGUUAUUGCGGAAGUUGGAGCUGUCAGUUAUUGAUUUUAACAGCUUUGGCUUUAGCUGUAAUUCAUAUAUUUGACCACUAGAUGGAGGCAGCAGCCAGCCUGAUGACUCCUUAAUUCUGUAACAUCAAGGUCAUCCCACCCCGAGGACCUGCAGUCUAUUUAACACUGCAACUAAUUUAUCCUUUAGUCCUAAAUUUUAAUAUUGUGGUUCCCAUUUAUAACCUGUCAGUCUGUGUGCAGGUUUCAUGAGUGCACGUAUGCAUACUGCGACUGAGCUCAGCAACUAAUCAGCCUUAGUUCUUUCAGUUUAAAGAAAUGGGUGAAAAUAUUCCGCAACAGUUUUUGUUGUGAUAUAAUUUAUUAUCAGUGCCACUUUGUUA
This is a messenger RNA of Plectropomus leopardus (leopard coralgrouper), 2347 nucleotides long. It is a transcript of the gene faxcb, whose product is annotated as failed axon connections homolog, metaxin like GST domain containing b. The record is from RefSeq and is a predicted model, not a curated record. Gene Ontology annotation, cellular component: cytoplasm. Lineage: Eukaryota; Metazoa; Chordata; Actinopteri; Perciformes; Serranidae.